This is a messenger RNA of Fonsecaea nubica, 483 nucleotides long. RefSeq lists its product as hypothetical. The transcript has a single exon. The coding region runs from base 1 to 483 and encodes 160 amino acids. Lineage: Eukaryota; Fungi; Ascomycota; Eurotiomycetes; Chaetothyriales; Herpotrichiellaceae. The record is from RefSeq and is a predicted model, not a curated record.
AUGUCCAACUACUCAUACGGCUCGGACCAAGUGUCCCGCGGACAGCACCAGCAGGGCACCGCCGGCUCUAGCGGUGACAGCGGCACCAGUGGCAGUGGAGGCAACUCGUACGGCUCAGUAUUCUACAGCGCAUCGGCGUCGUAUUCCAUGUCUAGCUCUACUUCGUCCUCGACCGGUGGCAGCAGCAACUCGAACCACGCCCAGCGGUACAGCGAGACCAUGACGAGCAACGACCGCGACGGGACCAACAUCCGGCGCGUGGCCGAGGAGACGGGCAGGCCCACACUCAGCGAGGAGACGUAUAUCCCGCCGCAGCGGGGGUCCGUGGCCGGGUCUAACUCCUCGACAGGCGGUGGAGGUAGAAUCGAGGAUGUCACUGAUCGUGACGGUGACGGCGACAAUGACGACGAACAGGCCGCGAGGGAUCGAGAGUACGAGGAGAGGAUCGAGGAGGAGUAUGCCAAGCGCGAAGGCGGUGCUUGA